Zootermopsis nevadensis is the source of this 4550-nucleotide messenger RNA. Lineage: Eukaryota; Metazoa; Arthropoda; Insecta; Blattodea; Termopsidae. The record is from RefSeq and is a predicted model, not a curated record.
AGUAUCUGACGCUCAGUGAGCGAUAUCGGGGCCUCAGGAUGCUAGCCACAGUCCACGAGGAGUACUGCGAGGACGAUGUGGACUCCGAGUGGGAAGACUUUGACCGUCUGGUGGAGGAGUACCGGGUCAGGCGACGCAACGUCCCGGCGUCUCCUCUGCUCGGCGGCGGGCGUCACUAUGGCCACCGCAAGGCGCAGGAGCAAGUCUUCUACCCUUGCCCUCCGCCUCAAUCUUCAGAGCUCAUCGAGGACAUGGACUAUGUCCAGACAAUGAUGUAUGGUCGUUACACCAAAGACCUCGGUGAGUACGCCAAAGAAGAGGCACGGAAGGUGAAGGCUCUCGAGCGCAAGAGGAAGAAGGAGGACCGUCUGCGUGACAAGGAGCUGCAGAAGUACCAGGGGAAGUGUGCGAGCAAGCUCAUAGCGGCGUCCAGUUUCGCGUGGCGCCACACGUUUGCCAAGCUGGGGGAGGACUGGGUGUUCCUCGCCCUGCUCGGGAUCCUCAUGGCGUUCAUCAGCUUCUUCAUGGACCGUGGAAUCAGCAUGUGCAACAAGGCUCGUAUCUGGCUGUACAAGGACCUGGCAACACACCCAGUGGUGCAGUACGUAGCUUGGAUCAGUCUCCCGGUGUUCCUGAUCCUCUUUUCUGCUGGCUUCGUCCACAUCGUAGCUCCACAGUCAAUAGGCUCAGGCAUACCCGAGAUGAAAACGAUCCUGCGAGGAGUGGCCCUGAAGGAGUACCUGACAUUUCGCACCCUCAUAGCCAAGAUUGUGGGGCUGACCGCAACCCUCGGGAGUGGCAUGCCGCUCGGUAAAGAGGGUCCAUUCGUGCACAUUGCCAGCAUCACUGCUACACUGCUGUCAAAGCUGGUGACGUCAUUUCAGGGAAUCUAUGAAAAUGAGUCUCGUAACUGCGAGAUGCUGGCUGCCGCGUGUGCCGUGGGUGUUGCCAGCUGUUUUGCUGCUCCCAUCGGAGGUGUUCUGUUUAGUAUAGAGGUCACCACAGUGUACUUUGCAGUGCGGAACUACUGGCGUGGGUUCUUCGCUGCUGUGUGCGGAGCCACUGUUUUCAGAUUGUUGGCGGUCUGGUUUCAGAAGGAAGCCACUGUGACAGCCGUGUAUGCAACCAGCUUCACGAUGGACUUCCCGUUUGACCCUCAGGAACUCAUCGUGUUUGCUCUCAUAGGUGCCAUCUCAGGGCUGGGUGGAGCCAUGUAUGUGUGGGUACACCGACAGUAUGUUCUAUUCAUGCGGCGGAACAAGAAGAUGACUGCUUUCCUACAGAAGAACCGGUUCCUGUAUCCGGGGAUCGUGUCGCUGGUGGUGGCGUCUGUGUCGUUCCCUCUUGGGCUUGGUCAGUUCAUGGCAGGAGACCUAAGCUCUCAUGACCAGGUAGCAGGCCUGUUCACCAACUUCACAUGGACCAAGGAACCCCUUAAUGUGCAGGAAUCAGACAUCGUAAGGCACUGGGCAACUCCUUACACUGGUGUGUUCACUAGUCUCGCUGGCUUUACUGUCUUCAAUUUUAUCUUCUCCAUCAUUGGAUCAACAAUUCCUGUUCCAUCAGGAAGCUUCAUUCCUGUGUUUAAAAUUGGUGCUUCCAUAGGUCGAAUGAUAGGCGAAGCGAUGCACCUCUGGUUUCCACAGGGUGUCCAUUAUGGCAGUGUGGUAGCCCCGAUCAUACCAGGGGGCUACGCAACCGUGGGCGCUGCUGCGUUCUCAGGAGCAGUGACACACACUAUCUCCGUGUCGGUGAUCGUGUUUGAGAUGACAGGCCAGAUCACUCAUAUCAUCCCCAUCAUGAUUGCAGUUCUGAUUUCAAACGCAAUUGCCGCGCUACUACAGCCAUCGUUGUAUGACAGCAUCAUCCUCAUCAAGAAGUUGCCAUAUUUGCCUGAUCUGCUGCCAUCCAGUUCAAAGAUGUACAGCGUGUACGUUGAGGAUUUCAUGGUGCGGGAUGUCAAGUACAUCUGGCAUGGUAUGAGCUAUGGCAAGCUGAAGGAGAUGCUGAAGGAGAACCGCAAUCUGAGGGGCUUCCCCCUGGUGGACAACCCUGGAUCCAUGAUCUUGCUGGGUUCUAUUCAGCGCUUGGAGCUCAUCAAACUCAUUGAGCGGCACAUCGGACGGGAGCGACGACUGCAGGUGGCUGCCAAGUGGCAGAAGGAAGCACAAGAAAGAGCCAAGGAGGAGAUGGAGCGAAAGUUGUGGGAAGAGUCACAGAGACAGCGGCGACCGUCUCGAUUUGAGGUGAUUCCUGCGCCCGACAUUUUGAAGCUGCGACAGCACUCCACCAGCGCCCUGAUCUCACCCAGUAAUCUUGUAGGAGGGGAUGCCAAUGGGUGCAACCCAGUGUUUGGCAGUCAACCAAAGAAGUCAAUUCUCAAAAAAACAAACUCCUUCACACUGCGCAGCUUCAGCCCUUUGACAACUGAGUCACAGUGCCACCAUACUCCAGUAGAGUGACAUCAGUUUUGACUGCUCGCACACAGGAUCCGCCUGGCAUUUGAUGCAAUCUUCCGGAAGUCAGCGACCCUCCAGGAUGUUAAUCCUGAUCCUGAGGUUGGAGUUGGUAGUGGUAUGGAUUUGCCUGUGGCAAUGGCAGACCUGACUGAUGCACCACCUGCCCCAGCUAGUCCCAGGACAUACAAGAAAGUGCAGUUGCCACGAGAACGAGUGAUCGAUAUGUCACCAGAGGACCAGAAGCAGUGGGAGGAGGAGGAGAUGAACAAGGGAGUGAACUUUGACAAGUGCCACAUUGAUCCAGCACCCUUCCAGCUUGUGGAGAAGACUUCCCUAUUGAAGGUGCAUUCCCUUUUCUCCAUGGUGGGAGUGAACCACGCUUAUGUCACGACUAUCGGCAGACUCAUUGGAGUCGUGGCACUCAAAGAGCUCCGGAAAGCAAUCGAGGACUCAAACUCUGGGAACGUUCCAUCACACCAGCCUCCAAACAUAACUUUGACCCCUCCCCCAGGCUCGGGGAUAAAGGGACACUUGCCUCUGGUUAGUGACCUUCACAGUAAUGAUACCAUUACAUCCAUGGACUCUGCUCUAAGCAGCAACACCGCAGCCAGCGAGACAGACAUAGAAGACAACGUGGACAAUUCAAGACUAUGAUUGUCAUCAUUUAUACUGUGCAUUUCAGUUUAAAAUUGUCAUGAUUAUCUAAAUGACUGAUUGCUGCCUUGCAAGACUGACAAUGUUACAAGGUAAGGGUUCAAGUGUAGCACACAGCUGUGAUAUAUGUUGACUCAUACUGGUACACAUGCGCUGCAAGCGCAUUCCAGAGUUGUCAGUCAUAGGACAUAGUGUGUAGUGUAGCUGUUCAGCAGAACUAUUGCCCACUUUUGUGGCAGGCUGUUGAUGCUUGUAUUUUCAGUUUUGAAUGCUGACUCGGUGUCACUAUUUCAAAGAAAUUAGUAGGCUGUAUCUUCUGGAAAAGUCCUCAGAUUUUUAUGCUGGACCAUGAGCUAUGGCAAAUGCUUGUGUUUCAGUUGGUUGAGCUAAAAGAACGUGUUGACAGAUGGCAGACAAUGGAAAUGGAAGUCUUGCUCAUCACUUUCAAAUUUUAGAAGGGAGUGUCCUAUGUAUCUUCACUAAUUUUAUCCCGUUGUUCCCUGUGUUUGUCUCUGAAAAUUAAGUUCUUGGAAGAACUAGUAAGACCUACUUUCCUUUUACCCUUUCACGAUCAGCUGACACUUUCAUGUGAGGAUUUUCCCAACUCCUUACUGCGGAUAAUUGGGUUCAGUCCAAGAGCAGUCCACGUAUGAUUUGUAGUGAAGUGCCUCAGAGGGAGGUUUUCCUCUAAGUCCUUCAGUUGUUUUGCCAUUCAUUCCACCAUCAACAGUCUCAUUCAAUUUAUCCAGUCUGUAAGUCAGGAUUUGAACUUGGGACUUCCCAAGUUACAAGCAAGAGUGUAAUUUUUAUUGUGUGUUUCAGAUUUGUAUUAUAACUUGCAUAACAUGCAAAUUAAAUUAUGUAAAAGUUACUUUAUAAUUUUUAAGGGUAUGCUUGUUUGUGUCUUUUAUUUCUAUUGUGUAAAUUGUAAUGUAAUUUUUGUCUUGUUACUGAUGAACAUAACAUGUUCUUUUACAUUUCUUACUCCAAUUUGACAUUUGCUGAGAAAAAAUACCACAUCUCACAAAUAAUGUUUUACCACCAGUGAACUCGAAGUUAUGGAAGGUGACAUAAAUCUUUGUACAGAUGGCAACAGCUAGGGCACUAGAAUUAAUUUUUAUACCAGAAAGCUUGGUACUAGACUGAAAGUGGUACCUUGCCAGAAGUUCUUAAAUAACAUUUGUAAAAGUCACCUUAUAUUGUUUUAUAUCUGUCAUCAUUUAUAUUCGUCUACAUCGUGCAUGUUUCAUAACCCAAUCAAAAACUAGCUGCUAACAGCAGUUCUGCUGAACAGAAAAUGCAUUUAGAAAUAGUAUUUAUUUUUAUAAAAUGAUGCAUACAGUCUGCUCUCAGUGUAUUGAGGGUUAUGUUAGAUACAAAAUACUCCAAAGAAAUUAUGAAACUUAGCAAUAAAAUUAGGAAUAAUUUACAAGAAAA